Molecule: messenger RNA, 1485 nt
Organism: Morus notabilis
Lineage: Eukaryota; Viridiplantae; Streptophyta; Magnoliopsida; Rosales; Moraceae
Product: transcription factor MYB101
Exons: 3
Coding region: 1-1485 (494 amino acids)
Source: RefSeq, a predicted model, not a curated record
AUGGCGAAGAUGAUGAUCAAUCACAACAGCAACGGAACCGAAACCGAGGAAAGACGAGUCACGGCGGGGGGAGAGAACAAAGGUGGGACACGUGGGCUGAAGAAGGGGCCGUGGACGGCGGCGGAGGACGCGAUUCUUGUGGAGUACGUGAAGAAGAGAGGGGAAGGCAACUGGAACGCCGUCCAGAAAAACGUCGGCCUCGCCAGGUGCGGCAAGAGCUGCCGCCUCCGCUGGGCCAACCAUCUCAGGCCCAAUCUCAAGAAAGGUGCAUUCUCUCACCAGGAAGAGAGAAUCAUCAUCGAACUUCACGCUAAGCUCGGCAACAAAUGGGCUCGCAUGGCUUCUCAGUUACCAGGAAGAACUGACAACGAGAUCAAAAAUUAUUGGAACACAAGAAUGAAGAGACGCCAAAGAGCCGGUCUCCCUCUAUACCCUCAAGAACUACACCAACAACAUCAACAACCACCACAACAAGUCCAAGAACAAGACCAAAUUGCACAUAAUGCCCAUUCUUCAUCUUCUAAUUCAUUUUCGUCCCUCCUUUCACAAAAUAAAGCCAAUCUCUCUCUCUACAACAACUUUUCCCACCACGCAAUAAACCAGAUCAAGUAUAACGUCACUGGUGGUGGUAGUUUCGGUUUGCCCAUUAAUUCCCGGGUUUCUCACUUGAGCCAAAAUGUCGCCCAUGCCCUCCCCAUCAUCCCCUCUUUUCAAUACAACCCCGGGGGCACUUUCGGUACUUUGAGUUCGAUGUUGACUUGGCCUCCAUAUGAUCCAGUGGGCCGAUUGAUGGUACCAGAGCUCCCUUCGACCCAAACGCCUGCGUCGUCGGAUGCGAGCGGUGUCGGAGGCGAUCAGGGCUUGAUGGGCCGGGCCGAGAUAAGCAGCAGUACUACGGCCCAUGAUCAGUGCUACGACUUUGUGUCUCAUGAGUCAAGAUUAGGGAAUAGCGGGCUGUUGGAUGAUUUGUUGGUGGAAGCACGGACUUUGUCUCGCAACGACAGAGCGAAGCAACGAAACGGCGUGACGUAUGACGAGGAGGAGGAGGAGGAGAAGGGGAAAAGCGUUGCUGGGGAAGAGUCCGUGGACGAAGAUGGCGACGGCUUUCCGUCGGAAUCGGUUUUGAAGAACAGCGGCGAGAGCAUUACUACUGGUGGUGAUGAUGAAAACUGGACGGAGAAUUUUAGCUCUUGUGAUCAGUCAUCAACUGGAAUAGAGCCAAGUGAGGAUCCAUUGGAUGUUAGUUCGAUGGACGAUGACUUGAUGAGCCUGCUCAACAAUUUUCCGACAUCAAUGCCGGUCCCCGACUGGUACCCUGGAGGCGGCGGCAAUCUCUCUGACAGGGAAACAUCUGCUGUGACUAGUGGCGUUGCGAGGCACGACGACGUCGUUCUUCCUCAAAAUGCUUCACCGAUACGAGCAGAUAAACCUGACCAAAGCUUGAAGUACUCCUGCUACUGGAACAACAUGCCCGGCAUAUGUUGA